CAGUAGCAGCAAGCAGGAAUGGAAAUGGCACAUAAUAUGAGGGGAGUGGUGGCAGUGGCGGUGGCGGUGGUUGUUCUGGUGGUGGCUGUAGGAGGAGGUGGUGGUGGGGUUACGGCACAAGUGCUCCACGUGGUGGGAGGAGAUAGAGGAUGGGAGCCUUCAAAUAUCAUUCAUGAUUGGUGUUCUGGCAGAGUUUUCAGAGUUGGUGACACUGUUUGUUUUGCAUACUCGAUAGGACAGGAUAGUAUCGUGGAGCUGGGAAGCUUGGAGGAAUAUGAAUCGUGCGAUCUAUCAAACCCAAUCAGAAUGUUCACGGACGGUCUGGAUAAGAUCUCUCUUGACGGGGAGGGAAUCAGAUACUUUGCCAGUGGGAACAUAGACAACUGUAGAAAAGGACUAAAACUUCCAGUCAAUGUUCAACCUCAGGUUUAUGGGCCCACAUCGGCAGAAAGCCCAAUAGUAUAUGGGCCCUCUAUGGAAACCGAUCAGGCCCAAAGUCCAGCAAUGGGCCAUGGAUAUGGGCACACAUCCUAUCUUUCUUCAGCAGAAAGCCCAGUCGGAUAUUGGCCCAAGGAUGCAGCAAGCCCAAUAGUAGAUGGGCCCUCUAUGGAAACCGAUCAGGCCCAAAGUCCUUCAAUGGGCCGUGAAUAUGGACCCACAUCCUCUCUUACUUCAGCAGAAAGCCCAUUAAUCUCUGGAUCUGAAGGGCCCACACCAUCUUUACCUUUUACUUUCCAUCAAUUCUGGAAAACCAAACAGAUCAAAAACUCUUUGAUGGAUGGAGCGGAUGGGCCCACAUCAUCUUCUGCUAUGAACUCUCAUAAUGGGCUUCGGAUCAUUGGUCAGAAGAAAUGGGCUAAAGGGCUUUCAGAGAAGGCCACAGAUGGGCCAAAAUCACUCUCUGCUCCAAUCAGUUUAAAUGGGCCUUUCGGACUUUGGGCCGUUGGACUUCUGCUUCAUGUUAUCAACUAUUAUUAGGUGAAGAAUAUUAAGAAGUUGCAGGAUCACUUAUUAAACAAAUAGUAAUCAAUAAGACCAUUAAAAUGGAAGAGAGAUGAGAUCAUUCCUCCAAAUUAAUAAUAAUGUAUGCAUUUAGCACUAUGUUUUAAGAAUUUCAUAACUAAGUACUUUAUGUUUGUAAUAUAUACCUGUUUUAUGUGAAUAAAAUGUUUAAAUUAAUA
Messenger RNA from Ipomoea nil (Japanese morning glory), 1181 nucleotides. Its product is annotated as early nodulin-like protein 2. Bases 19 to 978 code for a protein of 319 amino acids. The record is from RefSeq and is a predicted model, not a curated record. Gene Ontology annotation, cellular component: plasma membrane. The transcript is spliced from 2 exons. Lineage: Eukaryota; Viridiplantae; Streptophyta; Magnoliopsida; Solanales; Convolvulaceae. Gene Ontology annotation, molecular function: electron transfer activity.